AGUCUGGCGGAGUGAUCCACUGUUAACGACUUGACAGCAAGCAUCGACAGCCUAACAGACCGUAAUUAAAUUCAGGAUUGUAACAACUUGAUAGCUGGCUCUUUUAAAAAUAUAUAUUUCAGCCAUAAGAAUUGCAAGCUAGCAAAAGAAUACUACCGACAUCAUGGAGCGGAAAAGUUUACCCAUUAAGCGUAUUCUCAACAAGCCCCAGAUAUUUCGCAGUGACCUCCGCACCGAUGCGAAUGCCAUUCACUCCAGAGCUGGCCGUUCCCUGCAGACCAAAGUGCAGAGGAGCAGACACAAGCAUCUCUACGACCUAAACCAUCAGAUCAGACUGUUCUGGGAGAGAAAGCUGAGUGGGUUAAAUGCAUUUGACAUCGCAGAAGAGCUGGUGAAAACUAUGGAUCUUCCCAAAGGCUUGCAGGGUGUUGGGCCUGCGUGUUCAGACAAAACGUUGCUUUCUGCCAUCGCCAGUGCCCUGCACACCAGCCCUGCUCCCAUCACCGGCCAACUCACUGCUGCAGUGGAGAAAAAUCCUGGAGUCUGGCUGAACACGGCACAACCUCUCUGCAAAGCUUUUGUAGUGACUGAUGAGGACAUCAGGAAGCAGGAGGACCUGGUGCAGAAUGUGAGACGACGGCUAGAGGAGGCCCUGAUGGCUGACUCACUGGCUCAGGUGGAGGACACCUUUGCAGAUGAUGCUGUCGACAAACUAGAGAAGAAGGCUGAGCCGCUGAUGAAGGAGGAGGUAUAGCUGAGGUUUGUUGGAGAUGAAGAGUGCUGGUAAACUCAGAUAUUUAAACGAAAGGUUUCAUGUUGAUUUUCUAUACACUGAAAAAGAGUUUCAAUGGAGACAUUAUACAGAUUUUUCUAACCUAAACAAAGACAGUAGUCUUUAUUGAUGUAUAUUUUUACACCUUGUAGUGUAAUCCUUAAAGGGUGCUUUAAGUUGUUUUUUUUACCUCUACUAAUGUAAGGCAGCUGUGGAAGGUGCUCAGUAUGAUGCAGUGUUACAUUUAGUUACCAGUUGUUCAAGCUUUUUACUGAAGAUGCAAACCUCAUACAUGUGAAUGUUUGUUGUGAUGUUUAUAUUGGUUCUCUGAAGUACGAGUUUAACCUUUCUCCCAGUUUGUGCUCCUAUAUAUUUACUGAUACUGCAAGAAGUGUAUCACACAAUGUGUUUAGUUUAAAAGAAAAAAAAAAAAACUGCAGUAUUUGUAUAUACCGUAAACGCAGCAUUUAGGUGGCUGUGAAGAAGCAAACAUCCCAGUUUUACAGACAUUAUAAGGACUUUGUUACAAUAAUUCCAGGUUAUAAAACUUGAUUCCUCGCAUUUGUGUUAAAGUAAUUUUCUGUGUUGAUUUGCCAACUACUUUAAAGAUCUGGAUUAUACAAUAUCAACAAAAGCUGUACAAACCAUUGUACUGUAUUUCAUUGAAGAUUGUGUUCUUGUACCACUAUUACUGUAAAAUAAAUGCAGUUU
Messenger RNA from Nematolebias whitei (Rio pearlfish), 1483 nucleotides. RefSeq names its product methyl-CpG binding domain protein 3a (gene mbd3a). Lineage: Eukaryota; Metazoa; Chordata; Actinopteri; Cyprinodontiformes; Rivulidae. The record is from RefSeq and is a predicted model, not a curated record.